CGUGCCGGUGACUGUUGCCUGUUAAGCAAAGAAGAAGCAUUUUCAGCCCUUGAAGAACAGACGCGGAUUUCUGCCGGAGCCGACGAAGGAACGAUGCUCCUGAAACUUUUGUGUCUGGUUUUUCUGCUCCCGGCGCUGCUGGAAGCUCAGUAUGAGCAGUACAGCUUCAAAAGUUUUCCUCCCGGCGACAUUAUGCCGCUGGAGUCCGCGUACGGUUACGCGCUGGAACAGUACGCGGCGCAGAACUGGGCAGACAGCGUCAAAUACCUGGAGCUGAGUCUGCGGCUCCGCAGGCUGCUUCGGGACUGCGAGGCGUUCUGCAGCCGCAACUGCAGCUCGGUCAGCCGGGGCAACGACACCGUGUGGGCCGACAGCAGCCUGCGCGUCGUGCGCCACAUCCUGCAGCGAGCCGUCUGCCUCAAAAAGUGCAAGGCAGACUUUCCGGUGUUUAAGAUCUCCUACCCACCGAGGGAUCUACUGGAAGCGUUCGUCCGGAGGACGCCGUACCGGUACAUACAGUACGCGUACUACCAGCUCAACAAUUUGGGGAAGGCUGUGGCCGCAGCCCACACCUUCCUGAAGAAGAAUCCCAAUGAUUUCUCCUUAACCAAGAACAUGAACUACUACAAGACGCUGUUUGAUGUAGAAGAAUACUUCAUUGACCACGAGGAGCAGCCGUAUGAGAGUGUGUUCGUGAAAAGUGUGACGCUCUACAACAGCGGAGAUUUCAGCAGCAGCGCUCGAAACAUGGAGCAGGCCAUUGCGCAGUACUUUGAAGUGUACGGGCUCUGCUUGGCAGCCUGUGAGGGCUCGUACGAGAUACUAGAGUACAAGGAUUUUUAUCCCACCCUAGCAGAUCUCUACAUCGAUGUGCUGAAAUGUAAGGUGAAAUGUGAAGAGGAGCUGACGCCCAGCGUUGGAGGCUACAUUGUGGAGAAGUUUGUAGCCACCAUGUAUCACUACCUCCAGUUUUCCUAUUACAAACUGAAUGAUGCAAAGAACGCUGCUCCAUGUGCCGCCAGCUACAUGCUCUUUGACCCUAAAGACCAGGUGAUGCAGCAAAAUGUAGCGUACUAUCGUUUUUACCGGGAGCAGUGGGGACUUGAGGAAAGAGACUUUCAACCUCGGCCGGAGGCUCUGAGCUAUUAUAACCAGACGACCAAGCAGAAAGAGAUGCUGGAGUUUGCGCUCAACUACCUACAAACAGACGAUGAGGAUAUAGUAAGUCCAGGAGAAAUGGCAGACUCUCACUCAGAGCAUCUUGAUGCUGAGUUUGAGGGCAUGGGAGACUACGAGGAGUCUUUCCUGGCUGAAUGGUGGCAAGAACCCAAAAGUAAAUGGGACACAGGAGAGGUCGCAGAAUGACGUUUGUGCUCGUUUGUCCCUCAUCCAGCUGUGUCCAAACUCUCAUGGCAACAUACUGUAUCAAUGUUGUUGGUAACUGUGAAGACAGACCUACAUCUCCAACAGCGUCUUCGAGAACAACCACCAUCCGUCAUGUUGAUCAAGAUCACAGGUUGACAUAUUCCCUCUUGGCUGCUAUCAGCCUUUUAAUAAUCAGUCAUGCCCUGUGUGCUUGUGUUCCAUGUUUUACUGAGGGACGUGUAAAGUCUACGUGUUCAUGACUGUUACAUUUUUAUUUUUUUUUUUUACUUUUUAAAAUUAAUUUAAUGAACCAGUGCCACAGCUUUAUGGCUUUUCUUAUGCUGAAAUUUUAACAGCCACAUAGGGCUGUUGGAAUAUUUGUCACCUGCAAAUUAUUAAAAUAUUUUAAUACUCUGUA
Molecule: messenger RNA, 1783 nt
Organism: Thalassophryne amazonica
Lineage: Eukaryota; Metazoa; Chordata; Actinopteri; Batrachoidiformes; Batrachoididae
Gene: p3h4
Product: prolyl 3-hydroxylase family member 4 (inactive)
Exons: 7
Coding region: 94-1365 (423 amino acids)
Biological process (GO): peptidyl-lysine hydroxylation; collagen fibril organization
Cellular component (GO): endoplasmic reticulum
Molecular function (GO): protein binding; collagen binding
Source: RefSeq, a predicted model, not a curated record